This is a messenger RNA of Esox lucius (northern pike), 2483 nucleotides long. RefSeq names its product chromosome 3 C5orf22 homolog (gene c3h5orf22). NCBI's taxonomy places the organism in Eukaryota, Metazoa, Chordata, Actinopteri, Esociformes, Esocidae. Bases 400 to 1665 code for a protein of 421 amino acids. The record is from RefSeq and is a predicted model, not a curated record. The transcript has 9 exons.
GCUACUGAAAGAUAGUUUGUAUUAGCUAGCUUACAGUAAUCACAAGCUCGCUAUCUAGUUGCAGGGUUCCAUUGUCAUCUUUUACAGUGUUGGUCUACCCCAAUCUCUCAUGUAUCCAUAAAAAUAGCAUAUUCGAUGGGUAACACUAAGAGAUAACAUUACAGGAACGUGGCAAGUUGGCUAGCUAGCUACAUUACAGAGAUAUGCUUGUUUUAUUUUGACUAUGUCGUCUCCGGACCUUUCUGCCUCUGAGCAACCAGGAUUGUCAAUGUAGGUUAAAGCUGGGCUGAAGCAAAAUCCUGAUCACGCAGUAGCUCUCAAGCACCCUGAGCAAGAAGGGUGGUGAGUCAUAUAUAUCGGGCUAUAGCAUCAAGGCAUGUGCCCCUGAAUGACAUCAAGAUGGUCCACCUGGAUUCCCACCCAGACCUCCUCAUUCCUGUCAAUAUGCCUGCAGACACUGUGUUUGACAAGGAUGCAUUGCUCAGUGAGCUGAGCAUCGAGAACUGGAUCAUGCCUAUGGUCUAUGCUGGGCACGUGUCUCAUGUGGCAUGGCUCCAUCCCUACUGGGCGCAGCAGAUCAAGGAAGGAGAGCACACCUUUUUUGUGGGAAAAGACUCCUCCACAACCACUAUCAGAGUUACAAGUAAGGACGAUUACUUUUUAAGUGACGGCCUGUAUGUUCCUCAGGAUCAGCUGGAGAAUCCUAAACCUUUGGGACUGAGUGUUGUCCGAGUGAACCCUCUGGAGUGUUGCCAGAGGGAAGACCGGGAGAGCGAGGGGACGAGCCCUGCUAAAAGACCCAGAACAGAGUGCAAGUUAGCUGGGAAUAUGGCAAAACCCUCCUCUGCUUCAGAGUCCCAGCCUGAUAGAAGCUCUGGUAGCUGUACCGACAGAGUUCAGCCACCAGGUGGCAGUAGAACAGCAGAAAGCAGAAGCAAUGGAAACAGCAAAGAGGAUAAGGAGUCAUGCAAACAGCCUUGUUCAAAAACUGGCAAUCAUGAGGGCUCAACAUCCCACGCUGUGCACAGCCUUCUCUCUGUUAUAAAAACAACUGAUCCAUAUAUACUUGAUAUUGAUCUCGAUUUUUUCUCUUGUAAGAAUCCCUUCAAGGAGUUGUAUACCCAGGAGGAGUACACUAUUCUACAGGAGCUAUACAGCUUCAGGAAACCUGGUGAAGACCUAAAUGAGGAGGAACUGACGGAGUGUGUGGAGAGACGAAUCCGCCAGUUGGAGGAUCUGGAGGCAGCGUUUGCAGACCUGGUGGAGGACGAUAGCGAGGAGACAGUCAGGCGGUGGGCUGCCAACCCUGGAAUGACAUCUCUGGUCAAAUUAGUGGCCAGCCUGCAGAAUCGUAACGAGUCCCCCGACUACGAAAUGGUUCACCAGGCAGGAUUGACCUGUGACUACUCCGAGCUGCCCCACCAUGUCAGUAGUGAGGAGGAGAUUAAGAGAUUGGUCCUGGCUGUGGAGCUCAUCUUGCAGGCGCUGCCCCAGCCCACCCUCGUCACUGUGUCCAGAUCUAGUCUGGAUGAAUACUGUCCAACUGAACAGGUCAACUCCAUUCAGAGUCGGAUACUAGCCAUUUUGGAGUCUCUAUACGGAUCGUUGGACGUCCACAAGGAGUACGAGAUGACAACAGAUGACAACACGGCCAAGGCAUUAUAGCACACCACCGGGAUGGCUGGACCCAUUCAUUUGGGACUCAUCCAUAGGAUAACUCACAACUUGUUCAUCAUUCACUCAUCACUCAUGCUAUCGGGAUUCUAAAUAUAUAUUUUUCCUACUUCAAAAAGGAAUUUGUCUGGACAAGGACACAGUAGAGUAAAUACAUUCAGGUAUACGACAUGAAAGUCAGCAUUUAAGUAAAUUAGAUAUUUUUCUAAAAGCAGUUUUAUGGAAUUAACGUCACAUCAUGCUUAGGGUAAACAUUCUAAGCAGGUGCAUCUGCCUCUUAUUUCAGCUAAAGGAGAAUGUUUAAAUCUUUAAAAGGUUGUCUUGGCAUGUUUGGCAGAAGCUUUAGUGACAAAGACUGCUCGGCUUGGUGUUGGAUCAUGGUUUCCCAUGGCUUUCUCAGCGCCUGAUCUUAACUGAACUGAAAAUUAAUUGGAAUGUAUUCUGUUUUGGAAAUGUUUUGGAACUCACGUGGUCCCACGCCCUAUUAAGAAAUGUUUGUGUUUCCAUGUUUGUCACAUGCGUGUACUGUGUAUCUAACCGUGUAUGCAUGUGUGUUAUUUAUGUAUGGCUCAGAGUGGAGAAGUGAUGUGUUGCAUUUUGCAAAAGAUUUAGUUGAAUGUUUGAAAAUCAAGAUAGCCGUGGAUUCCGACAUAAUACAAGUAAUUUGUUUUUAUACCAAAUGCAGUGAUGGCAAGGACAAUGGUUCAACUCUAGGAAUUAGUUAUUAAAUAAAAAAUAUUUUUGUGACUAUUUCUUGUUGCAAAUUUUUCUCAAAUCCUUUCUAUAAUGUGAUGCAUCCCAUAAUAAAA